Messenger RNA from Zymoseptoria tritici IPO323, 840 nucleotides. RefSeq lists its product as uncharacterized. The coding region runs from base 37 to 840 and encodes 267 amino acids. The transcript has 3 exons. NCBI's taxonomy places the organism in Eukaryota, Fungi, Ascomycota, Dothideomycetes, Mycosphaerellales, Mycosphaerellaceae. The record is from RefSeq and is a predicted model, not a curated record. Gene Ontology annotation, molecular function: peroxidase activity.
AGGACCCUUCGAAUCCUUCUUCUCCGUAUCCAAAAAAUGGUUCGCACGUGGACGGCCGUCUCUCUGUUCGCCGCAGCAGCGUCUGCCCAGUUGAAUAUCCCAUCUCUGCUUUUCGGCCUCGGACCAGCACCCGACAGCGAUGUUCGCUGGCAAGACUGGCGAAAACCGGGCCCCAACGAUGUCAGAUCCCCAUGUCCCGGGCUCAAUGCACUCGCCAAUCAUAACUUUAUACACCGCGAUGGUCGUAAUAUGACCAUUCCUCAUCUCGUCAAAGGACUUGCAGCGGGUCUUAACGUGGGUCCCGACUUCACUAUCGCGAUCGGCGGCGUCGGUCUCUUCUCCUCUCCAAAUCCUCUGGGUGGAUCAUUUGACCUGAACGACCUGGAUCAGCACAACUUUCCAAUUGAACACGAUGCUUCCCUCAGCCGGAAGGAUGCUUUCUUCGGCAACGACUACUCUUACUACGACCCAUUCUUCCAAGAUGUCAUAUCGUUCUUCCCAAGCGGCAAGACAGACAUUCCCGGAGCGGCCAAGGCUAUUGCCAACCGUACCGAUGAUUCCGAGGCGACUAACCCCGAGUUUGUCUAUGGCGCUCGCGAGUUCAUCCUCCGAUACGGCGAGACUAGUCUGUACCUGCAGACGAUGGGCGGAAGUGACACCGAUGGUGUGGCCAAUGUGGACUACGUGCGAAGCUUAUUUGAGAAGGAGCGUCUGCCAUACGCUCUGGGCUGGAGGCCGCGUAAGGAGCCUAUCACCUUGAACAGCUUGGGCCUGAUGAUCUUUGAGCUCUUCGGUGCCAACCCCAACGCUGCACCCGAGGGCGUUCGUAUCACUCAGUAA